CAGAAAAAAAUGCUUACAGAGCACCCUUGACCGACAUCAGCCUUCAUUGCAACCACCCGGCACGUGUGCAUCCGACAGGACGCCAAUUCAUUUCAACAACGACAUGUCUUCUUUCGUGGACCCCGUAGCUCCGCUGCUCAAGCACACUCCUGCCCUGGUACUGGACGGUGCCCUCGCAACAGAACUCGAAACUCGUGGACUUGAUCUUAGCUCCAAGUUAUGGUCUGCCAAAGCUCUGGAAGAAACUCCGGAGGCGAUCUACGGAGUACACCUUGACUACUUCAAAGCUGGUGCUGAUAUUGCCAUCACCGCAAGUUACCAAGCUACUCCUCUCGGCCUAUCUGAACAUCUUGGCAUGAGUCUUGAGCAGUCCCAAAAGCUCAUCCGUCGCAGUGUAGAGCUUGCUCAGCAGGCUCGCGACACUGCUCUUCAGGAGGAGCAAGGCAAAAUUUCAUCAGCUCAACCAAGAAAGCUUCUGAUUGCGGGAAGUGUGGGUCCCUAUGGUGCGUUUCUUGCGAAUGGAAGCGAAUACAGGGGUGACUACCAUCUGUCGAAUGAUGAAUUCAAAGAUUUUCACAGACCUCGCAUCGAAGCUUUGGUGGCAGCCAAUGUGGACAUCUUGGCUUACGAGACCAUUCCCUCUUUGCCAGAAAUCAAGGCUUUGAUCGAACUGCUUGAGACCGAUUUUCCAAAGACACCGGCGUGGUUGGGUGUCACGCUGAAGGAUUCGGAUGUGUCUCUACUGAGUGAUGGCUCGUCGAUGUCCGAGGUAGUCAGAUUGGUCAACGCCUGUGAUCAGAUCGUGUCUGUCGGCGUCAAUUGCAUCCCCGAGCAGAAUGUGUCCGCAGCGUUGGAGUAUCUCAAGCCUCUGACCGACAAGCCCCUUAUCGUUUAUCCAAACUCUGGCGAAACAUGGAACGCAAAAGCACGUCAAUGGAACGGUCCACGUGUGGAGGGCAAAGAACACGCUGAAUUGGUCAGAGAAUGGUUCAGCAGAGGUGCCAGACUGAUCGGAGGGUGCUGCCGCACUGGUCCCAAGGAUAUUCAAAACACCCGCGAUACUGUCAUAUCCGAUUGCUGAACUGGGGCUCAGAUGCCAGUUUUGGAGCUAUGCCAGGAUAUAAAACGUCGUGAUUUACAUCUGGACUCUGCGAAUCUGUGCUCGUACUCAAUGAUCUGUUACUAUCCGAAUUGUUUGCAUAUCCCAGCUUAGACAUUGAGCAAUAAGGGUUUCCAGUCCGUUGACAUGCCUCUGUUGUCUCAUGGCUGUGUGCGAUGAUCACACACUCGGACAUCGAAGUCGACGCGAAAGACGA
This is a messenger RNA of Aureobasidium subglaciale EXF-2481, 1316 nucleotides long. RefSeq lists its product as uncharacterized. Gene Ontology annotation, molecular function: S-adenosylmethionine-homocysteine S-methyltransferase activity; zinc ion binding. Gene Ontology annotation, biological process: S-methylmethionine cycle. The coding region runs from base 104 to 1081 and encodes 325 amino acids. Lineage: Eukaryota; Fungi; Ascomycota; Dothideomycetes; Dothideales; Saccotheciaceae. The record is from RefSeq and is a predicted model, not a curated record. The transcript has 2 exons.